AUGGCUAGGACUUAUAGAACAGCUAGAAAAACAACAGCUUGUAAAGCAACACUGAACCAAAGGUCCAUCAUUCAGUCUUAUGAGAAUUAUGUAACGAACUCGACUCGUUCGCUUGUCGAACACGUUCAAGACAUCUAUGAGAGAUGUAUGGCGGCAGUUGAUGUAGGACUAGAGAUCACGCAUAUCGAGGUCUUUCAUAAUCUUAUAAACUCGCUUCCACCUCAAUGGAGAGACGUGAGAAUUGUGGUUAGAGAUGAGAUGCGCGGAGACGAGGUAGAAGAUGAGGCCGAGCCAGAGCUCGGGCUCGAGUAUGAAUCGAACCCUGAGGAAGAGCCUGAAUCGGAGCAUGAAGAUAACUUGGGGUUGGAGUUAGAGGAUAAUCUCGAGCCACAACCUGAGCCACAAGUCGAAAUAGAAAUAGAGUCCGGCCCCGAGGCAAAGGACUCCUUAGAAGACGAUGUUCCACCAAAGAAGAUUCGUAGGAUCCAUGGAAAUUAG
Molecule: messenger RNA, 498 nt
Organism: Olea europaea var. sylvestris
Lineage: Eukaryota; Viridiplantae; Streptophyta; Magnoliopsida; Lamiales; Oleaceae
Product: protein TsetseEP-like
Exons: 2
Coding region: 1-498 (165 amino acids)
Source: RefSeq, a predicted model, not a curated record